GAAGUGAGGCGAUGAGCGUUCUUCAGAGCAAAUGUAGAUGAGAGUUUCACAUGGGGUGUAACCCCGUGCGUGUGUCGUCAGGGAACCACCAGCAAAACGAAACGACGUCGAUUAUAAAAGUGCCAAACGUCAAAGUCGCGAAUGCCUGGCCACACUGGAGGGGCGAUUGCAGACGACAGAUGGAACUUUUCAACUCCGAAACUGUGGGAGGAAUCCCGCGGCUGCUGGAAGAGAGUUCAGAGCUGGACAGCGAUCCGCAAAUCAUCCCACAUGGCACUAAACCAAACAGAGCCCUACAUCAAACGGUGUUUGUCAACAGAAAUCUGAAGCUGGAGAGCAUAAAGUGUUUUGGCUUCGACAUGGAUUACACCUUGGCAAUGUAUAAAUCUCCUGACUUCGAGAGUAUGGGCUUUGAGCUGAUCAGGGACAGAUUGGUGUCCGUCGGCUAUCCUCACGAACUCGUGCGCUACAAGUAUGACCCCAGCUUCCCAACGCGUGGUCUAGUGUUUGACACCAACUACGGAAACCUGCUCAAAGUAGAUUCAAACGGAAACGUUCUGCUCUGCAGUCACGGCUUUAACUUCCUUCCCAGAGAGGCCAUUAAGGACUACUACCCUAACGAGUUCAUUCAGAGAGGCAACAUCGAUCGCUUCUAUACCCUUAACACUCUCUUCAAUCUCUCAGAGACGUAUCUCUAUGCUUGCCUGGUAGGAUUCUUCACCCGAGCAAAGAGAUACACAAACCAACUAACGGGUUUCCAGCACGGAGACCUCUUCAUGUCCUUCAGAACUAUAUUUCAUGAUGUGAGAGAUGCCAUGGACCAUAUUCAUGAAACGGGCAUUCUGAAGGAGAGGACCCUGAAGAAUCUGGAUAAAUUUGUUAUUAAAGAUCCAAGAAUUCCAAUACUUUUGUCGAGAAUAAGGGAGGUAGCCAAAGUAUUUCUGGCCACCAAUAGUGACUAUGGAUACACUGAGGCCAUGAUGAAAUACUUGCUGGAAAAUGACACAAAGCCUGGUAGGCCCCAAAAAAACUGGCGUUCGUUCUUCGACCUCAUCGUGGUGGAUACGAGGAAGCCCCUGUUCUUCGCAGAGGGCACCUUGCUGAGACAAGUGAACACGGACAAUGGGAUGCUCCAUAUUGGGACUUACACUGGGGACCUUCAACAUGGAUCUGUGUACUCCGGAGGCUCAUCGGACAUCAUCAUUGACCUGCUGGACAUGAAGGGCGAGGACAUCCUCUAUGUGGGAGACCACAUCUUCGGGGACAUCCUGAAGUCUAAGAAACGUCAGGGCUGGAAGACCUUCCUGGUGGUCCCCGAGCUCAUUGACGAGCUGAAGGUGUGGAAGGACAAGAGAGAUCUGUUUGAAGAGCUGAAGCAUCUAGACAUCUACCUGGCGGAGCUCUAUAAGCAUCUGGACAGCGGCAGCACAGAACGCCCGGACAUCAGCUUCAUUCAGACCCGGGUGAAGGUGGUGACCCACAAGAUGGACUCGUCCUACAGGCAGAUGGGAAGCCUGCUGCGCAGCGGCUGCAGACAGACUCUGUUUGCCAAUCAGCUGAUGCGGUACGCAGACCUGUACUCCUCCAGCUGCAUGAACCUGCUACACUACCCCUUCAGCUACCUGUUCAUGGCCCCGCCCGUCCUGAUGCCGCAUGAGUGUUUAGUGAAGCCCCAGGGUGACUCCCCUGCAGUACAGAUCGCCCUCACCAACUACAUCCGCAAGAGCUGCUCCGACAAGACCAGCGAGCAGAGCAGAACAGAAGGCUCCGAGGAGUGAGGUGAACUUGCUGUAUUCGCUAUUUAAAGUUAACUUAUUGUGCCACCUGCUGGAUACAUAUUCAUAUGUAUAUCAUGUUUACACUAUUUAUACCGUGUGGAAUGUAAUAUAUAUAUAUAUGUGUGUGUGUGUGUGUGUAUGCGUGUGUGUGUAUACAUACAUUACAUUGUGUGUAUUUAUUACAUAUAUAU
This is a messenger RNA of Gadus morhua (Atlantic cod), 1969 nucleotides long. RefSeq names its product 5'-nucleotidase, cytosolic II, like 1 (gene nt5c2l1). Lineage: Eukaryota; Metazoa; Chordata; Actinopteri; Gadiformes; Gadidae. The transcript has 18 exons. Bases 51 to 1778 code for a protein of 575 amino acids. Gene Ontology annotation, molecular function: 5'-nucleotidase activity. The record is from RefSeq and is a predicted model, not a curated record.